AUGGAUGUGGUAGAUCUUUCUAGAAACAAUGUACUAUGUAAAAUAACUGCUAUGAAUGGAAAAAUAUGGCACUGCCUUUUCUUGUACGGUGAGCCUAAUGUUGAUCAUAGAGUGACACUAUGGGCAGAAUUGAAUAUUUUGCUUCAACCGUACACCAACUACAUCAUUGUGGGAGAUAUAAAUCAGGUGGACCUCUAUUCUAAUAAAUUAGGAGAUGCAAAUUUAAUUCGAGGUUGGGAGGAGUUUAUGUCUUGGAAGCAUGCCCUACAGUUAAAAGAUGUGCCGUUUUGUGGACCUCGUUAUACUUGGACUAAUAAUAGAGAUGAUUCUGACCUUAUAAUGGAAAGACUGGAUAAAGCUUAUGCAUCUCAAGACUGGUUUGAUGAGUUUCCUGCGACUAUUGUUCAAAACCUUCCAAUUAUCCAAUCGGAUCAUGGCCCUAUUUGGCUUCAAACUACUCCAAAACCUUCCAAUCCUAACCGCCCCUAUCAAUUAGAAAACUGGUGCUUGCGUUAUCCGGAGGUCGUUACCAUAACACGAGACAUCUGGCAGUUGCGAAUAGCAGGCUCACCAAUGUAUACUUUGGCUCGAAAAUUGGACUCACUUCGGAAGCAUCUUAAAGCAUGGUGUCUGGAUAAAAAGCUUUUUGGGGGUAUUAACUGGCGUAAAAUUUUUAGUGAACUUCAAAACCAAGCAAGUCAAGUUCAAACUAUUACCCAAGGGGCGGCUUUAGUCAUGCGUCACCGGCCUUUAAUGAACGAAGCUUCGUUGGCUUUGACGUACUGGCAUCAAAGGAUCAAAGAUAGACACCUCCAGCUAGCGGACAUCCCGUCAAAAUUUCUCUUCAAUAGAUUACGUCAAAAGAAAACGCAUAAUUAUGUCUACAUACUGAAGUCUGCAACAGGAGAAUGGGUGGAGAAUCACACUGAGAUUGCUAAUAUGAUCCAAUCCCACUUUGAAAAUCUUUAUCAAGCUUCAGCGAGAGGUUCACCUACAGUCAACAAUAAUGGUGAAGAGAUUGAUCUAGUUCUGAGGGAUUAA
Messenger RNA from Beta vulgaris subsp. vulgaris (sugar beet), 1041 nucleotides. RefSeq lists its product as uncharacterized. The record is from RefSeq and is a predicted model, not a curated record. The coding region runs from base 1 to 1041 and encodes 346 amino acids. The transcript has a single exon. NCBI's taxonomy places the organism in Eukaryota, Viridiplantae, Streptophyta, Magnoliopsida, Caryophyllales, Amaranthaceae.